Bacillus rossius redtenbacheri is the source of this 1447-nucleotide messenger RNA. RefSeq lists its product as uncharacterized. The transcript has 2 exons. NCBI's taxonomy places the organism in Eukaryota, Metazoa, Arthropoda, Insecta, Phasmatodea, Bacillidae. The record is from RefSeq and is a predicted model, not a curated record. Bases 122 to 1321 code for a protein of 399 amino acids.
CAACAUCUGGCCGGCACUUUUAUUUCUCCGCCGAGAAGGGAGAUAUAGUCGCGCCUACAAUCUGAAGGGGUAUCCAGUUUGGAGAUAGCUUCAGCACUCGACGCAUCUGACGAACACAGCCAUGGGGAGCCGAGCCAUGCUCCUGCUAGCAGUCAUUUCGUCCAUGGUGUGUCUGUCAGUAUCGUACGUCCAGCCAACACCGUCCGCCAACCAGAAUCGCUGGAACUCAUCCACUGGCUUGCGUGGAAAUCAGGGGGGAUACAACCCCGGAGCCGGGCAGAACUGGCAGCAACGGCCAAACAACCACACCCACGGGGGUUACGCUCCCCUCGGCAACCGGACUCUGCCUGCGGGGUACGGACAGCAACCACCGGGUUAUGGCCAGCCUGGUUACAGACAACCAGGUUAUGGGCAGCCCACACAACGACCUGGUUAUGGGCAGGCUAAUCAUGGACAACCUGGUUAUGGGCAGCCCACACAACGACCUGGUUAUGGGCAGGCUAAUCAUGGACAAUCUGGUUAUGGCCAGCCUGGUUACGGACAACCAGGUUAUGGACAGUCAGGGCAAAGACAGCCUGGUUAUGGGCAGCCCACACAACAACCUGGUUAUGGGCAGGCUAAUCAUGGACAACCUGGUUAUGGACAGACUGGUCAUGGACAACCUGGUUACGGACAGAUUGGUCAGGGACAACCUGGUUACGGACAGAUUGGUCAGGGACAACCUGGUUAUGGGCAGACUGGUCAUGGACAACCUGGUUACGGACAGAUUGGUCAGGGACAACCUGGUUACGGACAGAUUGGUCAGGGACAACCUGGUUACGGACAGAUUGGUCAGGGACAACCUGGUUAUGGGCAGACUGGUCAUGGACAACCUGGUUACGGACAGAUUGGUCAGGGACAACCUGGUUACGGACAGACUGGUCAUGGACAACCUGGUUACGGACAGAUUGGUCAGGGACAACCUGGUUAUGGGCAGACUGGUCAUGGACAACCUGGUUACGGACAGACUGGUUAUGUGCAACCAGGUUACGGACAGACUGGUCAUGUGCAACCUGGUUACGGACAGACAGGUUAUGUGCAACCUGGUUAUGGACAGACUGGAUAUGGACAACCAGGUUACGGACAGACAGGUUAUGUGCAACCUGCUUACGGACAGACAGGAAAUGGACAACCUGGUUACGGACAAACUGGUCAUGGACAACCAGGACAUUAUGGGCAGACACAAAAUUCCACAAAUUCAGGUACCUAUGGGCUGCAGAGAAACUCCAGUCAGCCAGGAAGUUAUGGCCAUCCAGGAGGGUACAGACAGAAUGGUUAUUGAUAAGGCCUAACGAUAUAAAGAAUUACCAAAAAAUAUAAAUAGGGUGGUUCUGUUCAAGUUACAAACUAUAACAAUGUAACAAAUUUUUUUUUAAGUUGAUGUAAUAAAUAUACAAUUAUAUCCAUA